This is a messenger RNA of Fusarium sp. VM40, 7494 nucleotides long. NCBI's taxonomy places the organism in Eukaryota, Fungi, Ascomycota, Sordariomycetes, Hypocreales, Nectriaceae. The record is from the annotation of a GenBank genome assembly.
AUGGUAAAUGCUACAUCACCAGAGCCCGUGGCCAUUGUCGGCAUGUCAUGCCGUCUGCCUGGUGGUGUCAACAACCCCAAGGAAUUCUGGGAAUUCCUUGUAAAUGGCGAAUCGGGCUACUCAGACUUUCCAGAGGACAGACUGAACAUCGAUUCGUGGUAUCAUCCCGAAUCUGUCCGCCCAGGGUCAGUCGUGACAAAAGGGGGUUUCUUCCUCAAGCACGACAUGAACGAAUUCGACAAUGAGUUCUUUGGUAUCACAGCUGCUGAAGCUAGGCUCAUGGACCCAGCUCAGAAGCAACUUAUGGAAGUUGUCUUCGAGUCUGCAGAGGCGGCUGGGGUUUCUGCCCAAGAGCUGCGCGGAUCCAAGACUGGCGUCUACAUCGGCAACUUUGGUCUUGACCAAGCACUCAUGGCACUCAAGGACUCCGAGUUCAUGAGCCCCUACACAUCAACAGGUAUCUCAGGCACAAUUCUGAGCAAUCGAAUCAACUACGCCCUCGACCUCAACGGUCCUAGCUUCACAGUAGACACCGCUUGUUCCUCCUCUAUCUAUGCAUUGCAUUUAGCCUGUCUUGGACUUCAGAAUGGCGAUUGUGACGCAGCCUUUGUGGGUGCUGCCAACGCUAUUCGGAGUAUUGAGGCCCAACUAUUCUCAACCAAACUUGGAGCCUUGUCCAAGACAUCCCAUUGCCAUACCUUUGAUGCGAGCGCCGAUGGGUAUGCCAGAGCAGACGGCAUUGGUUCCGUGUACAUCAUGCGCUUAUCCGAUGCGCUGAAAUCUGGAAGACCUAUACGUGCCGUCAUUCGAGGAACGGCCAUUGGUGCUAAUGGUCGGGGCGAUGGUAUGACCAAGCCAGACAGUAAAGGCCAGGCCAGAACCAUUCGUAUGGCCUACAAGAAUGCUGGCAUCACGGACUUGACUCAAACGGGGUAUUUCGAGUGCCAUGGUACUGGAACACCUGUGGGUGAUCCUAUAGAAACCCAUUCGGUGGGAAGUGUGUUUGCUGAGCAUAGAGAGCAAGACGAUCCUCUUCUCAUCGGCUCAGUUAAGACAAACCUGGGUCAUUCAGAAGCCACUGCUGGCAUCACAGCUUUGAUCAAGACCGUACUAGCCAUAGAGAAUGAGCUUAUUCCACCCACAAUUGGUAUUGAAAACUUCAAUCCAAACAUCAAGUUCCAAGACUGGAAGCUCAAAGUGGUCAAAGAAGCCACUACCUGGCCUAGCAACAUCCCAAUCCGACGUGCCUCAGUCAACUCGUUUGGCUAUGGCGGUGCCAACGCCCACGUUAUUGUGGAGGGCCUGGAUUCUGUUAUGAAGGAAUGGCCCGGUGAGCAUAGGGCAGCUCUCACAGAUCACUAUGGAAGCGACGACUUGGAGCUUGGAAGCAGCACGCCACCUACCAACAGUGAGCGCAGCACCAGCCCUUCUUCGGUGUCCAAGGAGUCAGACAGAGAGUCCAAGUAUGCCGUUCCCCAAAAGACUUUGCUACUCUGCUCCUCGAAAAAGAAGAGAUCGCUUGAGAAGAUUGUUGAAGCAACCAAGGCUCGUCUCGAGACAGAUUCUCUGGCAGAUGUAGCCCACACACUCUCCAAGCGAUCUCUAUUUUCCCACCGUGCCUUUGCCGUCAUUGGCAGCCAAAACUCUGAGUCUGUGUUUACUUCGGACCAAGUUCCCAACGACGUAAAGCUUGGCUUCAUCUUCACAGGCCAGGGUGCCCAGUGGCCCAAGAUGGGCUCAGACCUGUUGCAAUUCCCUGCCUUCAGAAAGUCUAUCCAGGCUAUUGAUGCUGCUAUGGCAGUACUACCCGACGGGCCUGACUACAGCGUCGAAGAGAUGAUGUGCGCUGACAUUACCGCCAGUGAGAUGGACGAACCCCGUGUUGCCCAGCUCAUGUCUAUUGCUGUUGAGGUGGCGCUCGUAGACCUCCUGGCUGAUUGGAACAUCAAGCCAGUUAUGACUGGUGGUCACUCGGCUGGAGAGAUCGCUGCCGCAUAUACCGCCGGAUACCUUACAAGGAGCGAAGCAUGUGCAGUGGCCUUUUACCGUGGCAAUGCCGUGUCUGGCUCUACUCUUGACCCUGGAGCAAUGCUAGCAGUUGGCCUUUCUGAGGUUGAGUCCCACAAACUUGUUCCAGAGGGGGCCAAUGUCGUGGUGGGAGCGGUCAACUCGCCAAGAAGCGUGACUCUCAGCGGUGACCAGGCCGCUAUCACUCAAAUCAAGCAGCACUGCGAUGACAACAAGAUCUUCAAUCGUCUUCUUGCCACCAAGGGCAUUGCCUACCACUCUGGCUUCAUGGACCCUGCUGCCGAGGCGUAUGACAUUCCACUGCAGAAGAUGAAGCGCGAGGUUUCUCACAACACGGCCAAACUACCCUUCUUCUCGACGGUUGAGGGAAGGCUAUGGGCUGAAGGCGAGCUCCCCAUGUCUUACUGGCGACAAAACAUGGAGAAACCUGUAUCGUUCCUACCAGCUGUGGCCGCGAUGUUUGAAGCAGGGAUGACGCACGUAGUUGAAAUUGGUCCUCACUCGACUCUGCGCUCACCCAUUCUGGAUAUCGCCAGGUCUGUUUCAACAAGCGGUAUGUUCAAGUAUUUGUCAGCAAUGAAGCGAAAAGAAGAUGCGGUCAAUGUCAUUAUGAGUGCCGCUGGAGAGUUGGCUAUUCAUGGCAUUGAAGUCGACCUUGCUCGCGUCAACGGAGAAACUGGAACAUUCCUUACCGACUUCCCGCUAUACCCUUGGGACCAUCGAGUCUUGAACAACGAGGCCAGAGCCGAUGUUGAAUGGCGUCUUCGCAAGUUCCCAAGACAUGACUUACUCGGAUCCCUUACUCCUGGCUCAGCGCUGAGUACACAUAUCUGGCGCAAUGUCCUUUCACUGAACCAUGUUCCAUGGAUGGCAGACCACAAGGUUGGCGAGCAUUACAUCUUCCCUGCCGCUGGGUUCAUUUCCAUGGCCAUAGAAGCAAUGCGACAGAUACGCGAUGUUGCGCAUGAAGCCUUCGUUCUUGAAGAUGUCUCAAUUGGGGCGGCAAUGAUGGUAGAUGAGGACAUCGAGGUAUUCUUGACGAUGCGAAAGCAAGCACUGAGCAACAAUGUCACAUCGGCCUUCUUCUGGGAGUUUAACAUCUCCUCGGUAAAGGAAGGCAUCUCGACUGAGCAUGCCAAGGGGCGCAUCAGCAAUGUUGCCAAGGGACCACAGCAUGGUGUCAAACCUCUGCAGGCGGUCAAUAUGGCACUCGCCGCUCCUAUCCCAGAAAGCCUGUGGUACGAGACCUUGACUGCUAGUAAGGGUCUUAUUUUUGGCACGAGUUUUAGGCGCCUAUCGCAGAUAAGUCUGGAAGCCAAACAGCAUCGCGCUAAGGCAGUGAUGAAUGGCGAUGUCACAUCCGCCAUGACCGGCCUGGAGAACGAGUCAGACUAUAUCAUCCAUCCUACAGUCCUGGACAACUGUCUUCAAUUGUCUGUUCUUGCUGCUGGAACCUCAACUUCGGGUCAGGCGUACGUCCCUGUAUCAUUGGAUCGCCUCACCGUGAUUGAGAACGAGGCCAAGUUUGACGAGGCAACGCUCCACUCCAGUGGCAACUUCGUCGGCUUCAAAGGAUUGUACGGAGCUUCCCAACUUGAAAACUCGGUUGGAAACACUAUUCUCAGUCUAGACGGUCUUCGAUUUGUUGGUAUACCCGCCGGCGGAGAGAAUGGCACCGACUCAAAGCGCGAACCCUUCUGGCGCAUUUCCUGGGACGAUGACUACGACGCCAUCACCAAAGAGUCAGAGGAGCUCUAUUUCCCACAAGAGAAGUACUGGCCCAAGCAGUAUGAGUACUCCCGACAGGAUCGUGAAUACCUUGUGCGCAUGUAUAUUGUCCAGUUCUCCGUGAAAUACCCUGAGCUCAUGACUCGUGAGCCUCUCAAUGUCGAGAACAAGCACUUCAUGGAGUGGGCUCACUGGAUACUCAAGCUCACCGAGAAGGAAUUUCCAGCGAUGUGGAAUAUGUCCUUGGAGGAGCGACACGCGGCCAUUGAAGCAGAAAGGCCCAAGGGCCCUGAAGGUUUGAAGUUGUCAUGGGCUCUGUAUGACAACUUGCACCACAUCAUUGACGGCGAGAAACCUGUUUUGGAGGUUGCGACUAAAGACGGCCUUCUAGGUCUCUUCUACGAGACGCAGCUGAUAUACGACAAGUUCGAGCGCAUCAUAGAGGUCAUGGGUUACAAGAACCCAACGAUGAAGAUCUUGGAGAUUGGAGCUGGUACUGGUUCAGCUACAGGCUUUGUCCUGAACUCCCUUACCAAGGGGGGUACCAAACGUUAUUCCAGCUACACCUACACCGAUGUCUCAACCUCAUUCUUUACUCAGGGUGAGGAGAAGUUCUCGAACUACGAAGAUAUCGACUAUCGGUUGUAUGACAUGGAAAAGACGCCAGAAGAACAAGGCAUUGAGCCAGAGUCAUACGAUCUGGUCAUUGCUUCUUGUGUUGUUCACGUCACUGCCAAUGUGGUGAAUGCUCUGAAGAAUAUUCGCCAGCUCCUCAAGCCAGGUGGAAAGAUCCUUUUAUCCGAGAUUACAGCUGAACAUCAUGACCAGACCUUUACCUUGGGUCUUUUCCCGGGCUUUUACAAAGGCUAUGAUGAGGGACGCACUCGUCACCCCUUCUUGACACCUGAGCAGUGGGCGGAGGCUUUCCCCAAAGCUGGCUUCUCUGCUCCUGAGCUAUCUGUCAACGAUAUUCCAGAGGAGUGGUUCGGCUUUACUGUUCUUACUGCCGCCGCCGUAGAGGCUGAGGCGAUACCUGAAAUUCGGGAUCAAACCAUUACCUUGGUGCAUCUGGAGAAGGUGACCCCCAUUGCUCGCGAGAUCGAGAACGCUGCAAAGCAACAAGGGUUGUCUGUCUAUCACCGCCAGUUAGUACAGCAUGUUGAACCUGGAUCAUCUGCUUGGGAUGGUACCUCGCGCGUCAUUGUGAUUGCCGAGUUGGAAGAGCUGAUCUGGCCAACUAUCGAAGAACCUGCCUAUCUCGAGUUCCAGAAAAUGGUGCGCGAGGUCAGCAGCAUUCUCUGGGUCACUCAAGGUGGUUUGAUGGAAGGCCAGCAUCCAGAGGCCGCUAUCAUCAACGGCUUCUUGCAGUGUCUCGACCUCAAGCCCGAUCUGACAGCCAGGUCCAUGGACUUUGAGUUGUCAGCACCACGAGACUUGAAGAUGGCUCGGGAGAUCAUCCGCCGUGAGAGCAUCAUGCAUGUGUCAAAGGAUAUGCAGUUCCGCCAGCACAAUGGCCGCUGGUUGGUCCCGCGACUUCUACCAGAUCAACGCCUAACUGACGACUUUUCACGUUCCCAAGGGGACGACGUUUCGAUCGUGCAGAAACCACUGAAGGAUCUCGGCCCUUUACAAGUAACCACAACCGAUGCAGGUCGCCUUAGUGCCCUUGUGUUCAAGCCAGACGAGGAGCUCACUGGAGCGCUAGAGCCUGGCUACGUUGAAGUGCAGAUCAAAGCGUACGGAAUGAACUACGUGGAACUGAGCGCAUUGGCUGGUGGUUAUGACACCGACAAGCUGAGCUCUGAGUUCUCUGGAGUCAUCACUCGUGUGGCCUCGGAUGUAAAGAGCCUUGGGGUCGGCGACCGAGUGUUUGCCAUGUGGCCUGGCAAAUUCGGAAACGUCGCUCGUCUCCCUCAUUAUGCUUGCCAGAUUGCCCCGUCAACUCGAGACAGUUUUGAGGCGUUGGCCACUCUUCCAUCGGCCUACUGUACUGCGUGGUACGCACUUGUCAAUGUUGCGCGCGUGCAGCCAGGCGAGACUCUCUUCAUCCAGAGCGCGACUGGAGGCUUUGGACUGGCGGCUAUCCAAGUUGCCCGCAUGCACGGCGCAGAGGUAUUCGUAACGGCAGGUACCCAGACCAAACGGGACAUGUUGCACUACCAGCUCGGUAUCCCUGCAGACCACAUCUUCCCGUCCCGUGAUGUAGCUAUCUACGCGGACCUCAAGGCCGCAACAGCUGAUCGCGGAGGUUUCGACAUCGUCCUCAACACUUCUCAAGGAGACUAUCUCCGUCAAGUUACCUGGCCUCUUGUUGCUCCUUUCGGACGUUUUGUUGAGCUCAAAAAGGCUGACAUCGUCGACAAUGGCUCAUUGAGCCUACAGAAGUUUGCCGAAGGGGUUACCUUUACUGCGGUAGACCUUCACUUCAUCUCAGCCACGCGCCACAAGGUUCUGACCGAUGUCCUUGCCCUGGUCGGAGACAAGUACCGAGCUGGAGAGAUAAAACCUCUGUCUUGGAAGUCUUAUCCUGCAUCUAACAUUGGUGGCGCGUACGCAGACUUCUCACGCUUUGAGCAUGUCGGCAAGCUUGUUCUAUCAUACGGAGAUGAGGACGUUGUUCCAUAUCUCCAUGUGCCCCCGAAGCCAAGAUUUGAUCCAGGAGCCGCGUACCUGGUGAUCGGUGGCCUCAGUGGCAUCGGCGCGUUCUUAAGUAGGUGGAUGGUUCAGCAGGGCGCAAAGACGAUGGUUUUCAUGAGCCGUUCUCCCCUAUCCGGUGACACAGCUGAGAACGCGGAGCAACUCAAAGAAAUGGGUGCUACAGUCAUUCAUGUGCAGGGCUCUGUCGCCAAUGAGAGCGACGUGUAUCGUGCUCUGACGAUAUCUGGGCAACCGAUCCGCGGCAUAAUUAACUCGGCUCUUGUCCUACGCAACAUGGAAUUCGAUAAACUGAGCUGUUCUGAGGCUCGCGAGACAUUCUCUCCCAAGAUCCAGGGCAACUACAAUCUGCAUCGAUUGAGUCGGAAGCUUGGUUACGGCUUGGACUUCUUCAUCCUUCUGGCUUCGUUGACUUCCAUCUGUCGGGCUGCUACACAGGCCUCGUACUCCGCAGCCAACUGCUUCAUGGAUGAGUUUUGUCGCUUCCGACAUCGCCAAGGCCUGCCCUGCACAACCGUGAGUCUCGGUGUUGUCGGCGACGUUGGUUUCAUGGGUCGCAACCAGGGCAAUAUGCAGCAUCUUAUUCGCAACGGCCAUUACGUGACAGUUGGUCGUGAGCUCAUGGAGUUGUUUGAGACGGCUCUCUUCCGUCGCGACGAUGUUGGCGCUUGGAAGAAAGAUGAGAUCCUCGCCUUGGGCACUGAGCCAGCCAAACUCCGCGAGCUUCUCGACAAGGGAUCCGUUCCGGUGCCUCUUUGGGAACGAGACGCACGCUGGAGCAUCAUCGGCACGCAUGCCUUGCGUAGCAACCGCGGCGCUGGUGGUAGCACAUCUGGACCUGGCAAGUUGCAGAGUGGUGACAUCAAGGACGUAGUGGCCGAUCGUCUGAGUCGCCUGUUGUGGAUCCCCGUUGAGAAGCUCAACUUGGAUACUAGCUUGAACGCGAUGGGAAUUGACAGUAUGAUUGCUAGUGAGUUCCGACAUUGGAUGUAUCAGACAUUCAAGACGAACGUCAGUAUGAUGGAUCUUUUGGCUCAGGACAUGACAGUGGAGAAGCUUUCUGGACUGCUUCAGAAGGCGUGA